Molecule: messenger RNA, 2079 nt
Organism: Guillardia theta CCMP2712
Lineage: Eukaryota; Cryptophyceae; Pyrenomonadales; Geminigeraceae
Exons: 9
Coding region: 1-2079 (692 amino acids)
Molecular function (GO): protein binding
Source: RefSeq, a predicted model, not a curated record
AUGAGGAUAAGCGUUUUUCUUAAGGUUGCUUUGCUUGCACUGGUCUCUCCUUCCGUGGAUGCGUUCGUAAGCACCUUCAUCGCUCGCCGGGCGCUGUUGCCGUCCGCAUGCCGAGCAAGAUGCCACGCGCGGCGACUGAGUGUGUCGUCCUCCUUCGAUCAGGGCGAUAGCAAGAGCGGGGAUGACUUGAAAGACGUCUUCUCUCACCCCAGCGCUGAUCGACCGCACAAGGCACGGGAGGUGCUAUCGAGGGACGCGGAUGUCGGAGCGGACCUGUCUGACAUGACCUCAGCGAUCGAGCGUGCUCUGAAGCAUGCAGACUUGGUGCUGCAGGAGACCUCUCAUGCCGAGUGGAUGCUGAGGGAGGCAGAGCAAUCGAAGCAGAAGCAGUUCUUCCUGCAGGAGAAAGAAGCAGCCAUGAAGCGGCUGCAAGGGGAAGGCAGCGACUACCCAUCGUUCAACCCGUACAUCCAGAUGAUGCAAGAGUGUGCCGCGAGCGCUUCCAAGGGCCUCGCAGGACGAGUGGAAGCCUUCCAGACGCUCAAGGACAUGGAAGGCCUGGGGAUCAUUCCCAACCUCUCAACCUACAACGCGCUGAUGAACGUGCUGGCAAAGGCUGCUGCGAGGGGGAAAGCGACCGUGAAGGAUGGGCAGGAGGUGCUGAAGAUGAUCAAGACGCGAGGGUUCACCCCCAGUACCAUCACCUACACCACGUUCCUGUCUCUGAUGGCCAAGUCGGCAAGCUACGGCCACACGGUGCCUCUCGAAGAUGGUUUGAACAUCCUUGAGAAGAUGAAGGAGCAGGAGCUCGGGAUCGACGCGUUCGUGUUUGCCGCGUUGCUGUCACUGUGCACAUAUGCGCCCAUCAAGGAGGGAGAGAGCAGGAUUGAGAAGGGCAAGCAGAUACUGGCGUUGAUGAGGGAGAUGGGGGUUAAGGAGGACAUUGUGGUUUACAACGGUUUCCUCGCCAUCUGCGCCAAGUGCAACGACGCGAAACUUGAGGACGGGAUGGAGGUGCUUGAGAGCAUGAGGGAGAACAAGAUCAACCCAGACACCUACACGUUCGCCACUCUGUUCGACCUCUGCGCCAACAUUAUGCCAAGGAGGCGGGUGACCAUGUCCGAUGUACAGAAGAUUGUGCAGCAGAUGCAGUCCAACAGGGUGCCUCCUAGCACCACGUUGUACAACUCAAUCCUCAAGGUGUACGUCAAGGCAGCGAGAAGGAAGUGGAUUAGCUCUCGUGAGACAGAGGAUGUGAUCAAGACGAUGGAAAAGUUGGGUCUGAAGUUGGACAGGAUCACUUAUGGGACUUGGCUUGACAUUCUUCGAUAUGCCGCUUUGAAUGGGCUUGCAAAGCGAGGCGAUGCCAAGAAAGUCAUCGACAAGAUGAGAGAAAGCGGGAUGGCUCCGUCGAGCGAGAUGUACCAUCUUUGGUUGGACGUGAUCCUCAAAGAGGCUACGAAUGGAGCAGCGACUGUGCGAGACGGCAUUGAAGUCGUCAAGUUCAUGCAGAAAGUUGGGCAGGCAGCGAAGAACGGCAAGGAUAGGAUCGGUACUACCUGGCACUGCCCCCGUGCUCUCCUUACCCUCUCACCUCAAGAUGCCGGGCUGGAGGUGCUGGAGCUGAUGAAGACCGAAGAGAUCCCCCUCUCGUCAGUCUCUCUUUCAACCUUCAUCCAGAUGGCAAAGGCUGAAGGCAGCCAGCGGGCCGUGAGCGAGGCCUGGAAGCUUUUCAUCGCCUCUCCACCGAGCAUCAGGAACGAGCAAGUGUACACCGCUAUGAUGUCCACGUUAGUCAGGGCCAAACAGAGGCACACGGCAAGCUCGCUGCUGGACAUGGCGAAGAAGGAUGGGCUGAAACCCAACGUCUACAUGAUCAACUCAGCCAUGGGGGCCUGCACCACUCCUGAAGACAUCCUCAAGCUUUGGGAGGAGAUGCAGGCGAGUGGCCUCGAGAAGGAUGCCGUCACCAACAAGUACCUCAAGCUCGCGAGCAAGGGAAGAGCUCCCUUCUCUCAGCCGCUCGCAGGGAGAAAGUUUGGGGGAAGACCGAAGGUUCAGAAUCAGUCAGAGGAAUGA